AAAAAGUUUUGAUUUGGUUGGCCAAUGUUGAAUUGGUUCAAUGGUUAAUUGCAAAUUGUAAACUGUUAACGUUCUAACGAGCAAAAUCGCUUUAAAUAACAAAAAUGUCAACACCUGUUCCACUUAUUGUUAAAUUAUUGGCUUCUUCAGUUUCUGUGGCAAACAGGGCAGGAAAAAUUGUGAGAGAUGUUAUGAGUAAGGGGGAAUUAGGUAUAGUUGAAAAGGGUAAAGAUGAUUACCAAACGGAAGCAGACAGAUCUGCGCAACGAUGCAUAAUUGCAUCACUCGCUGCACAAUAUCCUAAGAUAAAUAUUAUUGGUGAAGAAGAUAAUCCAGACACUGAGGGUGAGGUUCCCAGUGAUUGGAUUGUUAUUGACACAGAUAAAGAUGUUAUGUCUCUGGAAUGCCCUUCUAGUCUGCAAGGCGUGAAGGAAGAGGAUAUUGUUGUGUGGGUGGACCCACUAGAUGGCACUUCGGAGUACACUCAAGGUGCCCUAAUGUUGAAGAGAGAUCCAUGGGAAAGAUGGAAAAUGUAUUUGACACAUCCAUUUAUUAGUAUUAAAUGGUAUUUAAGUUUACUUCAAUCAAAUUAUGGUUUUCUGGAACAUGUGACAGUUUUGAUUGGAAUCUCGGUAAAUGAGAAACCAGUAGCUGGUGUUAUCCACCAGCCCUAUUAUAAGACUCUAAAUGGCGGGGAAAAGAAAAUGGGAAGGACUAUUUGGGGCUUGCAAGGUGUGGGCGUAGGUGGGUUCACUCCAGCCCCUCCACCAGAUUCCCUGAUUGUCACCACCACAAGGAGUCACUCAAAUGCCCUUGCGGAGAAAGGAUUGCAAGCUAUGAAUGCCAGUCAGGUGUUAAGGGUUGGUGGUGCUGGUUAUAAGGUUUUACAGCUUUUAGAAGGUAUAGCAUCUGUUUAUGUAUUCGCUACCAGUGGUUGUAAGAAAUGGGACACGUGCGCGCCGGAAGCGGUGCUGAGUGCUGCGGGGGGCAAGCUGACAGACAUCCUCGGCAACUAUUAUAAAUAUGGAGCCUCGGAGCAAAGACUCAACAAGACCGGAGUCCUCGCAGCGGUCAAUAACGACUUGCACAGUUAUGCAUUGAGCAAAAUACCUGAAGAACUAAAAGAACUACAAUCUAAAAAGUGAUUUUGUAUAAUAUUGUACAUAUGUAUAUAGAGGGAAAUAAAAGAUGUUUGUGUA
Molecule: messenger RNA, 1199 nt
Organism: Papilio polytes (common Mormon)
Lineage: Eukaryota; Metazoa; Arthropoda; Insecta; Lepidoptera; Papilionidae
Product: 3'(2'),5'-bisphosphate nucleotidase 1
Exons: 6
Coding region: 105-1145 (346 amino acids)
Biological process (GO): phosphatidylinositol phosphate biosynthetic process
Molecular function (GO): 3'(2'),5'-bisphosphate nucleotidase activity
Source: RefSeq, a predicted model, not a curated record